AUGGGAUCGCUAAUGAUUUGUUUGUGCCUUUUGCUGGCGCUGUCGUCGUCAAUAUUUCGGCCAGUCCAUGCAUACAACGGAUGCACACCACCUGACGGUUGGUGCGUGAGCGUUGAAAUGGAGGACGUCUUUAGGGUCCUCGAUUGCGAUGGCGAUGGACUGCUGGACCUGACCUGUGUCAACAAGCUGGGCAACCGCUAUGCGCUGCUUACAACUAGGAAUUGCACUGGAGACUUUGCGGGCAGUGCGCCGGCCAAUGUUUGCCCUAGAGUCUUUGCAGUUCCACCACCACCGCCACCUUCACCACCACCUCCACCAACGUUCACAGGUUGCACACCGCCUGACGGUUGGUGCGUGAGCGUUGAAAUGGAGGACCUGUUUAGGGUCCUCGAUUGCGAUGGCGAUGGACGGCUGGACCUGACCUGUGUCAACAAGCUGGGCAACCGCUAUGCGCUGCUCACAACUAGGAAUUGCACUGGAGACUUUGCGGGCAGCGCGCCCGUCACUAUCUGCCCCAGGGCGUUUGCAGGUCCUCCCCCACCGCCGCCUACUCCCCCUCCCCCACCGCCGCCGAGAUUCACAGGUUGCAAAAUACCUUCUGGUUGGUGCGUGAACCCUGAUAUGGGGGACGUCCUAAGGGUCCUCGAUUGCGAUGGUGAUGGACUGCUGGACCUGACCUGUGUCAACAAGCUGGGCAACCGCUGGGCGCUGCUCACGACUACGAAUUGUGAUGGAGACUUUGGGGGCAGUGCGCCGGCAGAUGUUUGCCCCAGAGUCUUUGCAGUUCCACCACCACCACCGCCUUCACCACCACCUUCACCAACAUUCACAGGUUGCACACCGCCUGACGGUUGGUGCGUGAACCCUGAUAUGGGGGACGUCUUUAGGGUCCUCGAUUGCGAUGGCGAUGGACGGCUGGACCUGACCUGUGUCAACUACCUGGGCAACCGCUAUGCGCUGCUUACAACUAGGAAUUGCACUGGAGACUUUGCGGGCAGUGAGCUCCGUUCUGUACCCAUGCACCGCGGCCUGUUCUUCAACGGGGUUUAUACGGUACCUGCCAUCUUGAUGAUGUAUCCUCAUGCAGUCGCCACGGACCACGCACCGCAGUGCAACUGCGUGUGUGCUGCAUGGGGCUAUCAAAUGCAGUGA
This is a messenger RNA of Volvox carteri f. nagariensis, 1152 nucleotides long. RefSeq lists its product as uncharacterized. Gene Ontology annotation, cellular component: actin filament; cytoplasm. The coding region runs from base 1 to 1152 and encodes 383 amino acids. The transcript has 6 exons. The record is from RefSeq and is a predicted model, not a curated record. Gene Ontology annotation, molecular function: actin binding; calcium ion binding; microtubule binding. Gene Ontology annotation, biological process: actin filament polymerization. Lineage: Eukaryota; Viridiplantae; Chlorophyta; Chlorophyceae; Chlamydomonadales; Volvocaceae.